AUGGAGCCAAAUCUCCCUUCGCCACUGUGCGCCACCACCCUAGCAUGGGCCACACUGGACCACUUCCACCUGCAGGCCGAGGCCCUGAUCAUGCCACUGAUGCACACCAUUACCCACCACCACGUACCAGGACGUCAUCCUGGGCAGCUGAAAGACCUAUGCAGUCUACCUGCUCGACACAGCCCUGCUCGACAGCUCUCUCAGCCUCCAGCUCAAGUGGAAGAGACCCCAGAGAGCAAGGCCCCACCGGUGCCCUUCCUGCACGCCCAGCACUAUGUGAGUGGCUACGGGCUGCAGAAGGGGCAGCUGAGCACCCUGCUGUACAACACCCACCCAUACCGCGCCUUCCCCGUGCUGCUGCUGGACACUGUGCCCUGGUACCUGCGGCUCUACGUGCACACGCUCACCAUCACAUCCAAGGGCAAGGAGAAGAAACCAAGUUACAUCCACUACCAGCCUGCCCAGGACUGCCUGCAGCCCCACCUCCUGGAGAUGCUCAUUCAGCUGCCCACCAGCUCAGUCACCACGAUCUCCAUCCAGUUUGAGUGA
Molecule: messenger RNA, 549 nt
Organism: Oryctolagus cuniculus (rabbit)
Lineage: Eukaryota; Metazoa; Chordata; Mammalia; Lagomorpha; Leporidae
Source: RefSeq, a predicted model, not a curated record